AUGGAGCCGGAGGAGGUGGCUGCGGCCGGUGGCUCCCGGGCCGGUGCGCGGAGGCGCAGGAGGCGGCGGAGACGCGGCAGCGGCGGAGGUGGAAGAGGCGGCGGAGACGCGCGUAUCCCCGGCUUGAGCCAACAGCGGCAGGCGGCCAACGCGCGGGAGCGGGACAGGACGCACAGCGUGAACACGGCCUUCACGGCGCUCCGCACGCUCAUUCCCACCGAGCCCGCCGACAGGAAGCUCUCCAAGAUAGAGACGCUGCGCCUGGCCUCCAGCUACAUCUCCCACCUGGCCAACGUGCUGCUGCUGGGGGACGACUGCCGGGACGGACAGCCCUGUCUCCGCUACCAGAGGAUCCUCCACGGCGCCCCCUCCCUGCGGCCCAUCUGCACUUUCUGCCUCGGCAACCAGAGGAAACAGCUCAGAGAUGGGGGGAAGCACUCAGCUGCUGUGUGAAGCAAAGCGGCCUUGGACCGCCGAGGAGUCCACCUUGAUGUUGUUUACAUGCAGACACAUGGCGUAGGAAUUACACCUGUAGGACUUUGUACAUAUAUAAAUGAAUGUAUUUAUUUUUGUUGGAUUAGACUAGAAAAACAAAAUCAACACUGAAAAGCACUUUCUGUUCACGUCCGUGUGCUUCUGAACCUUCUGUGUUUUGGUUGAGCUGUAACCUGAGCCCAUGUGUAAAGUCGCACCUGACGGGUGGCUAUUUUGGUCCCACGAAUAGUAUAAACUACCCCCCCAACCCCCAAGCCACCACCCGAUGUCCGCCUUCAGUCACAUGGAGGAAACUGAAGAGCAGCUAUCGCAGCGGUUGCUGUCAGUUGAGUGGCGUUUUGUUUGUUUGUUUGUUUGUUGGUUUAUUGAGCAGGGACAGUGCACAUUAAUAAAUAAAAGUGUCUUCAUCUGUAGUCCCUGGACAGAUGUUACACAGACAAACAAUCAAUUAUUAAAGUUAAUAGAAACCUCAUUCUGGACACACUUAUACUACAUUAAGGCUGCUUUCAGGUGCUGUCAGAAAUAUCUAAACUGUGCAGGGGCACUUUAAAGGCGCACUAACUGAUCUAUAACCUCUGAUGUAGUGGUGAACGGUGGAAACCGAUCCCUACAUCUUGUAUCAUUUGCUCUAAAAUGACAAAACUAAAAGUUUGUGUUUUCGUCAGGUUCAGCCACACUGUUGUGACUUCAUUAAAGGUCCGGUGUGUAACAUUUAGGAACAUCUACUGGCAGACAUUGAAUAUAAUGUCCAUAGGUAUGUUUUUAUUAGCGUAUAAUCUCCUAAAAAUAAGAAUUGUUGAGCUGUUUUUAUCAGAGGAGGCGAGUCCUCUGUUGAGCCGCCAUGUUGAGCCACCAUGUUCCUACAGUAGCCCAGAAUGGACAAACCAAACACUGGCUCACCAUAGGGGAAACUAUGGUGGGCCCCAACAUAGUUUCCCCUAUACGCACGUCGCAAUCUGCAACUUCAACACUAGAUGUCGCUGAAUCCUACACACUGGGGUCAAAGUGUGUUCAGACAAACACGCAAAUUUGACCUGAGUGUCGUUAUUUGAUGUAAAGUUCAACAAUUUUAAACUUGAGCAAAACAUUUGCAAGUAUCCAGAACUUUUAUGGAUCUAUUAGACUGGACUGGAGCAAUAUAAAUGAAGCCAGGAGCCCCUCAAAUCCCCAAAUAUCCUCUUUAACAAGUUUCAGUAUAUUAUAAGCAUGUGGAGGAUAUAUUAGGAGAUUUUUCGGGCUUUGACAAAAUCAGGGAGAUGAUGCUUAUUUUAAGUUUUAUUUUAAGUUAUUUUUAUUGAAGUUAUUUCGGAUCAACUGAGGGGGAUAUUUCAUGUAGCUAUAUGUAAAAAUGGUGCCCUCUUUGAGUCCCCUACAGAUAACAGCAUUAGUUUUGCCUCCUCACUUUGCAAACAAUCACAUCCUGCAAAGGACAAAGUCAAAAAAAAAUCUAUUCAAUCUUCAUACUUGACGUUUUUUUUCAUGUGUAAGCGAGAGACGUCCGUUUUAAUCCGGCAAGGGGGGGAACUUUCUACAGCAGCAAAUACUUGACACUCACAGGCAGGAAGGAUGUAUAUUUAAUCUGCUCUAAAAUGAUCUAAAAACAACUUUAUAUAUUGAGCCUUAAAAUCCUAAGAAAAAUCUAUUUUCCUCCUCAACCAAGAAGGUUAUGUUUCUAUUUGUUGUAUAAGUUUGGGAUCAGGGUCAUUUGAUUGGAUUUUGACAACAUUAAUCUGAGUCUGAUAGGUCGAAAUCAGACAUCUGGGAUUUCAAAACUGGGUACAAAAACAAGAUUUAAGCUCCAGCGAUGCCGUUUAGCCUCAAAGCUUUUCCCAGAAAUGAUUUGUUCCCAAGAUCCAGUUGCAAACCUGAGCGAAAUAAUACUUAAGCUAAACCCCUUUCUAUCUUUCAGCUGUUGGUCAAAAAGUUUUUUUAUUUUGGCCUGAUGAAAUGUUAGGAUAAAUAUAUUUGCAGUGUGGUCAAAUGUUUACUUUUGCAUUGUUGCACAAGCUCUAUCACUUUAAAAACACAAAAUUGCGAGGUUUUGUGUGCAUUAGACUGUGGGAUGUCCUGGCAUGCAGAGUGCAUUAUCUGCAUGCCCUUUGCACCAAUUUGGGAUAAUAUCUAAAUGUAAUCCUUUUACAAUCAACUGGAUCCCUUGAUUAUUUAUUAUAUACAGCACAUAUGGAUGAAAACUAUCACUGGGAAAUGUUGCACACUACCUCAAACCUGUUUUAAAUAUGAAGGCCUACCUCUAAAUCUAAUGUGUAACAUUGACUGUAUAAAAAUGUACUUGAAUAACCUGACAACUGUGUCCUUUGCACGUCGCAAAUACUGAGAAGCUGCUAGAAGAAAAAUGUAUUUUUGUACAAUAAAAAAUGAGAAUAUCAUCAAACAAUCGUCUCUUUGUCUGCAAAAGCUCCGAUGUCGUAAACAGCGGGACAUUUAUUACUGUAAGAGAAGAUAAUUAAGCCAAUAAGCUGUUUGGGAACUCAUUUACGAGCCUCUACUGGCAGAAAAGUUCUAUUCUGGUCAUGUAUAACCACCUGAAUAUAAGAAUAUGUUGUUACCUUAGAAUGAGCUCUUUUUAAUCUACAGACGCUGCAGGUCACCACCCAUGGAGUCCGCUGCGUUCAACCGCCAUGUUUCUACAGUAGCCCAGAAGGGACAAACCAAAUAAGUAGUUGAGCAGGAAAUUUGAGCCACUUUAGACUCCACAGUUCUAGUAAGUUAAAUACUAUGGAAGCCAGUUGAUGCCAAAAAUUUAUUAAAAACUGCACUAUAAAAAGAAAUAUAUAAAUUAUGUUUAACUUAGUUAAAAUUGAUACAUAAAACCAGGCAUAAAUGAGUUCAGGCUACAUUUCUCACAGAUUAUACUUGUUUCAUCAUUAGAGUAUACAUGUAUUCAUCUGGAUGCUAUAGAGAGACCAUCAUAACAAUUUAGAAUUAAAUAAUGUGUCUAAAGAAACAGGUUUUUAAUAAGAAUUCAUUUUUAUGCUAUCUUAAAAAAAAAAAAAAAUUCAGCUUCAUAUAAGAUAGAAGGUUUUACUUAUCAAAUGUUUUCAUGCACUUUAUACCGACGCCACAUUUAAAAAUAAAAACCCACAGAACAGUCGAGGCAUUUCAAUAAUCUUUAUUUCAUAAAAAAGUCAAUCGGUUUAUAUCAGAUUAAAGAAAGUAGAAACUAAUAAUAAUCAGUUAGCUGGCGAGGCAUCUUACAGGGGUGGGGGGGGCACGCGUCUUCUGACGGACUGACCAGAACGACCUCGACACGUGGUACAGGUUUACCCAAAAGUCAAGAGAGAAGGCGAGGUUUAAGACCCAACAGGAGCCAAAACAUGAGCUGGGCAAAAUAUAAAGUUAAGGGGAGAUUUAUUUAAAAAAAAAUAAAAAAAAACUUCGGCAAAAAUCGCAUUAAUAUUUUUUGUCGGCCUCGUUGUUGCAUGGCAAGAAUAUUUAACAAAUCCUGGUUCAGAUUCAUACAAGAAGCCAUUGAGAUCACAUGGAAUGUUUUGUAUCCAAAUUACAGGCAUUACAACAAUAAUAAUACCAAGAUGUAGAAAA
Morone saxatilis (striped sea-bass) is the source of this 4056-nucleotide messenger RNA. RefSeq names its product basic helix-loop-helix transcription factor scleraxis-like. The coding region runs from base 1 to 453 and encodes 150 amino acids. NCBI's taxonomy places the organism in Eukaryota, Metazoa, Chordata, Actinopteri, Moronidae. The record is from RefSeq and is a predicted model, not a curated record. Gene Ontology annotation, molecular function: protein dimerization activity; RNA polymerase II transcription regulatory region sequence-specific DNA binding; DNA-binding transcription factor activity, RNA polymerase II-specific. Gene Ontology annotation, biological process: developmental process; regulation of transcription by RNA polymerase II. The transcript has 2 exons.